AUGUCGACCGCCAUUCCACAAGUCCCUCCUCGUCCUACUAGGACCACACAGCAAGACCAGUCUGCUGGAAGUGGCAGCUCUCUUGGCAGCGACCUUCCCAAAAUACCUCCACGCCCGGCUCAUCGACGUGUUGACCGCUCCAUCUCGCCCGCCAGAGAGAGCUUUGCUCGAUCCCCUCUCAACGAAACCCCCUUCCUCGCAAACCACGGCAACCACAGCAAGUCGUCUUUACAAUCCAGCGAGAGCCUCUCUGUGUCAGAUCUACCUCGCCGUCCACCCAGCGUCACCCUGCCAUCCCUUGGGCAGGAGGGAAACGAAUAUGCCGAAUUCUCAAAUCCCUCCGAGGAACAACUGGGAUCAUCUCCUACACAAACUCGCAAUAUAGCCAAUGAUCUCAAGCUACAUGCUCCGAAACCAUCUCUGCCAGUUUCCAGCGCCAAGGCCAGAGUUUCGACAGUUACUCGUACGGAUUCUGGUCAGGCUGCGGCAUACGGCAUUGGCAAGCCCUCAGGAGAUGAUAAGGAGCCUCACACAAGAUCAUUGAAGGCAAAGGCGAGUUUUGCUAGUCAAACUUCCGUUGGUGGCACCGAACGCCCUCCUUCGAGCGCUGAGAGCGACCAUGGCAUUCCUGAGAUUGGACAACGUGUGCCAAUGUAUCCGAAUGCUGGUGAUGUGCAAGCUCCAUCGCCUGCGCCAUUUGCUCAGCCAUUUGCUCCUGGCAUUGGGUUCCAUAACGAUGGGUCGAAACCCAGACAUCAUGGCCGAAAAACUAGCUCGCGUGGUCAUGAUAUUCCACCCGAUGCAUAUGGUCGUUACGGACACGGAGUCAUCCCCCACGAUCGAUUCGAGAAGGCAUACUACGAAAAGCAUCCAGAACUUUUCAAGAAGGAGCUUGGACAAUACGGAGAAGGCAGACCAGAGUGGGCCAUGAGCAGUGAUGAUCUGAACAAGAUUGUUCGAGAUACCGCCAGCCGUGGAGCUGGAUCUGGCUCACAUAACCUCAUUGGAACUCCUUCCGAACAAGUCGGAUUUCAAGCUAGCGAGGAAUAUGCCUCGAGAAUGUCCUCUCCUCGCCCACAAUCUGGGUAUCAUGUUUCGCACUCGAAUAUUUCGGAUACACACGUGGAUUCGCCAUUGAGGAAGGAAUCCUCUGCUGCAGAAUCAUCAAACAAGGCUGAGUUUGAGAAGACUCUUUCCAGGAGUCUCCAAGCUCCUUCGGAUACAACUCUAGAGAGUGAAGCCGAGGAUGAUGUAAUUCAUGUGGACAACCCGGGACGCCGUUCAAGCAGAAUCUACGGCGCAGAUUAUGCAGAAUCCACGGAAGAGCUUGAGCGGCAAAUAAGCCACGGCGUCGACGAUGAAUACAGCGCUCCCAUUCUUGCAUCAGACGAGGUUGCUAAAGAGCCAUUUGGGUAUAAUCUUGAGCCUGCAGUAUCGCCCUUGAACGAACGCAGGGGCUACGAAGAUGGUGCUUUCCAUUACAGAUCUGGAAGCGCGUCGAGCGCCAACAACAGCAGACCUUCAAGUCGACCUGGGAGUAUUCACGGAGUUAUGCCCGGUCUUCGCUUACCUGGUGCUCAUCUCGAAGAUCUGGAUGAAUAUGAACCUUUGUUCCCCGAAGAGGAGAAAAGUGCUGCAGGCAAAGAGAAGCCUUUGACUGCUGCUGAUAGACUUAAGCGCCCGGAGCUUAAAAAUCGCAAGUUUCCAUCGCAAGAUAUCUGGGAGGAUACACCCAAUAGCUUACAAUAUACCGCUACUGUCUCGACGCCUCAAUUACCUGAAGAGGAAGAAGCAGAAUCAAAAGAUAGCCCAGAGGAAGUAAACUCGGCCCAUGCAUUUGCCAGGAGACAGGAAGAACUCGCGGAGAGAGAGUCCAGACCUCAAGACAGUUUCUUGCAUCAGGAGAAGAAGCCAUGGGCUCACAAGCCUCAUCUCGCGGCUGAGACCAGACCAAAUCCGAAGCAACGCUUUCCUUCUCGAGAUAUCUGGGAGGACACUCCUGAUAGUUUGCAACUGCAAACUACUGUCGCUAGCCCCCAGGUAGAAGACAAGGAUAUCACGAGCCCACCAGACGAGCAACCAGUAACAUCACCAGUCAACAUCGCUGCGGUCGCGAAGCCUCAGAUCCCAGCCCGUCCAAAUAAAUCCAAGUUGUCCGAAUCGCCAGAAACGGCGCAGCCAGCCAUUCCAGAAAGGCCUCGUCCCAAACAAGUGGAUGCAACUUCGCCCCCAGUUCCCGUGAAGGCAAAGCCCCAUGUACCCGCCAGACCUGCGAAGCCAAUCACUCGAGAGUCCACAGAAAAUGUCCCUCUCACCACCACUCCGUCAAACUCAUCAGCCAAAUCUGUGGGUUCGGAUCAAGGAGCUGCUGCAGCCGCUAAGCCUAAGCCACCUGUCCCUUCCAGACCUCUAGGAAGCAAGAUUGCCGCUUUGCAAGGAGGUUUUAUGGCCGAUUUGAAUAAGCGUUUGCAGCUUGGCGCUCAAGCACCCAAGAAGGAGGAGCCUGCACCGGAGGAGGAAGAAGUUAAAGAGAAGGCUCCUCUUGUUGAUGCCCGCAAGGGCAGAGCACGUGGUCCCGCUCGUAGAGCACCGGCAAAGAGCCCAGCUCCUGCGGCGGCCGUCUCAGAAACAACCAGCACUCUAGCUUUCUCCAUGCCAGCCACUUUAUGGCAGAUUGACCCGGACGAAGACUAUGUUUUUGUUGCCUCCUACGAGGAGCCUGCUGUUUCAGGUUCCUUAGAUACUAAAGCCGCCGAGUCGGAAACACCAACGCUAGCGACGAACACCGCUGGUAUUCCUGUCCACGAGCCAGCUGAAAUCGCUCCAGAGGCAGAGAAUGCCUCGGCUCCACAAUCCGCCAUUGAGGACUAUCAUGCCUCGCAAGCAGAGGAGACUGAGAAGGCCCUCUUGAUUGCACAAGCCAAGGAGAGUAGCAGCGAAGUCCAGCCUGUGAAGGGUAGUGAUGAGCCACCUGUUGUGCAGGAGAGCGAGACGAAGGCGCCUUUGGCGGCACCGGAGGAUGAGGACUUGUCUGCUUCAACAGCUACGUUGAAGCCGAGUGAGAAGGAGGGUCUAGAAAAGGAGCCUGUGAAGGAGAUUGUAGAGUAA
Cadophora gregata is the source of this 3108-nucleotide messenger RNA. RefSeq lists its product as uncharacterized. The transcript is spliced from 4 exons. The coding region runs from base 1 to 3108 and encodes 1035 amino acids. The record is from RefSeq and is a predicted model, not a curated record. NCBI's taxonomy places the organism in Eukaryota, Fungi, Ascomycota, Leotiomycetes, Helotiales, Ploettnerulaceae.